This is a messenger RNA of Cricetulus griseus (Chinese hamster), 1065 nucleotides long. NCBI's taxonomy places the organism in Eukaryota, Metazoa, Chordata, Mammalia, Rodentia, Cricetidae. The record is from RefSeq and is a predicted model, not a curated record.
AUGCCGACCUUCUUCCCUGAAUUGGAUCUGGACAACUUCGUGUACGAUGAGUCUGCUGAGGCCUGCUAUUUGGGCGACAUUGUGGCGUUUGGGACCGUCUUCCUGUCCAUCUUCUACUCCCUCGUCUUCGCCUUUGGCCUGGUGGGAAAUCUGUUGGUGGUACUGGCCCUCACUAACAGCCGGAAACCCAAGAGCAUCACUGACAUCUACCUCCUGAACCUGGCCUUGAGUGACCUGCUCUUCGUGGCCACCCUGCCUUUCUGGACUCACUAUGUCAUCAACGAGGAAGGCCUCCACAACGCCGUGUGCAAGCUCACCACCGCCUUCUUUUUCAUCGGCUUCUUUGGGGGUAUAUUCUUCAUUACUGUCAUCAGCGUCGAUAGGUACCUGGCCAUUGUCCUGGCUGCCAACUCCAUGAACAACCGAACAGUGCAGCAUGGUGUCACCAUCAGCUUGGGCGUCUGGGCGGCAGCCAUCUUGGUGGCGGCACCCCAGUUCAUGUUCACAAAGAGAAAGGGAAAUGAAUGUCUGGGUGACUACCCCCAAGUGCUGCAGGAGAUCUGGCCUGUGCUCCGCAACUCGGAAGCCAACCUCCUGGGCUUCUUGCUGCCGCUGCUCAUCAUGAGUUUUUGCUACUUUCGAAUCAUCCAGACGCUGUUUUCCUGCAAGAAUCACAAGAAGGCCAGAGCCAUCAAACUCAUCCUCGUGGUGGUGGUGGUCUUCUUCCUCUUCUGGACACCCUACAACAUCGUGAUUUUCAUGGAGACUCUCAAAUUCUACAACUUCUUCCCCAGCUGUGACAUGAAGAAGGACCUCAAGUUGGCUCUCAUUGUGACGGAGACAGUGGCGUUCAGCCACUGUUGCCUCAACCCCCUCAUCUACGCCUUUGCUGGGGAAAAGUUCAGGAGAUACCUGGGACACCUGUACAGGAAGUGCCUGGCUGUCCUGUGCGGCCGCUCCGUCCACGUCAACUUCACGCCCGAAUCUCAGAGAAGCAGGCAGGAGAGCAUCCUGAGCAGCUUCACUCAUUACACCAGCGACGGGGAGGGGUCCAUCCUGCUCUGA